AGGUGAGCAAACAAACGAAAUAUAGAAAGAAAUAUCAUUCGAAAUUCAGAAAAAAAGGGUCUAUCUUUAUCUUCUCUUCCACAUUUCCACUCUCAUGGCGUCUACAAGCACCACUCUCAGCACCUCAAAACUUCCAAUUUAUUCCAAAAUCAAUGACACCUUCAAAAACCCUUCUACUUCUUCUUCCAUCUCCUUUUGUAAGUUAAACCAUCUGGCUAAUUCUAUUGGUCGUCCAUGCUUGAUGUGGACAAAUAGUAAGCCUGGGAGGAGCUCCAGAUCAGUACGUAUAUAUGCUUUAUUUGGAGGGAAGAAGGACAACGAUAAGGGUGAUGACUCAUCGUCAAAAGCUGGAAUACUUGGUAACAUGCAAAAUCUGUACGAGACAGUCAAGAAGGCUCAAAUGGUAGUCCAGGUCGAAGCAGUAAAAGUGCAAAAAGAGCUGGCUGUGGCGGAGUUUGAUGGUUAUUGUGAAGGUGAACUCAUUAAGGUGACCCUCUCUGGUAAUCAACAACCUGUUCGGACUGAGAUUACUGAAGCUGCAAUGGAACUAGGAGCUGAAAAACUCUCGCUUUUAGUUACCGAGGCAUACAAAGAUGCACACCAGAAGAGCGUGCAGGCAAUGAAGGAAAGAAUGAACAAUCUAGCCCAAAGUUUAGGGAUGCCGCCAGGCCUGAGUGAGGGACUCAAGUGAGGCUGAGGCUUUGCUCGAGAAUUGAAUUCUCAAGCGAAUUUUGGUUAAAUCCAAAAAGGGACUCAUCUUUUGCACGAAUUGAGUUGUGUAACCUCCUUGUAUACAUUAGACGUAAGCAAUGAGUUAUUCCAAUUCUUUUGAAAUUUUACCUAGUCAGAGUAUUGAACCUAGCCUAUCAUUGUAGAGUAAUAUAUGUUUGAUUUGACCAAUAUUAUACAACUGAUCACUACAUUGCAA
Messenger RNA from Beta vulgaris subsp. vulgaris (sugar beet), 928 nucleotides. RefSeq lists its product as hypothetical. Gene Ontology annotation, molecular function: DNA binding. Lineage: Eukaryota; Viridiplantae; Streptophyta; Magnoliopsida; Caryophyllales; Amaranthaceae. The record is from RefSeq and is a predicted model, not a curated record. Bases 95 to 691 code for a protein of 198 amino acids. The transcript is spliced from 7 exons.